GAAACCCGGAAUUUAGAAGUUUCUCUGCUCUAGUUUUCCUGUGCUUUCUGCAGGCAGACGACCGCUCCAGACCCGGCUUCAGUCCCCGCCGAGCUUCGCCUCCAGGACCCGCAGGAUGGCGAGAGUCUGGGUCUGCGUGGGAGGUGCCGUCUUCUUUCUCUCCUGUCUGGUUUUGCACUGGCGCUUCAGUGACCCUCUGGUUUCAAGGACAAUUGCUUUUUACGUACCCUGGAGAACGGAGGAUUCUCUUUUCCGGCUGGAUUUGGGUUGGCCCAAGUAUUCGGAGUACUUCACUGGUUCGACCUUUUCUGUUGCGGUUGACUCCCUCAACGGGUUAGUGUAUGUAGCCCAAAGAGGGGAUAACAUCCCCAAGGUAUUAGUGUUCACAGAGGAUGGAUAUUUCCUUCGAUCCUGGAAUUAUACAGUUGACACACCCCAUGGUAUAUUUGUCUCCGGCACACCAUAUGAACAGUCCGUCUGGAUCACAGACGUAGGAAGUGGAUCCUAUGGUCACACGGUUAAGAAGUAUAAUUCCCUGGGUGAUCUUGUUCAAGUCUUGGGUACCCCAGGCAAGAAAGGCACAGGCUUGAACCCACUGCAGUUUGACAACCCUGCAGAGUUAUAUGUAGACGACACGGGAGAGAUUUACAUCGUGGAUGGAGACGGGGGAUUGAAUAACAGACUAGUCAAACUGUCCCAAGAUUUCAUGAUCCUCUGGCUGCGUGGAGAGAGCGGAGCAGGACCUGCGCAGUUCAACAUACCUCACAGUGUCACACUUGACGCAGUCGGUCGGGUGUGGGUUGCCGACCGAGGAAAUAAAAGACUCCAAGUAUUUGAUAAAGACACCGGAGAGUGGUUAGGAGCCUGGGACAGCUGUUUCACGGAGGAGGGGCCUUCGGCUGUUAGGUUCACCCCGGACGGGAAGUACAUGAUUGUGGCCCAGCUGAACCUCAGUAGGCUCUCAGUUCUGACGGCCCCCCCAUCUGGAGGCAUCGGUGACUGUUCUGUGAUCAGCAGCAUCCAACUGGCAGAUCAGGUUCUGCCCCAUCUCGUAGAAGUCGACAAAAAGACCGGGGCCGUCUAUGUAGCAGAAAUUGGUGCAAAACAAGUGCAGAAAUACGUCCCGUGGCACAGCCCUACUCCCACCGUUGGGGCUUAGGGCUUCCUCCUGGAGGAGCUGCAGGGAGCAGCGCAGAGCCCCAGAGUCAUUGUGUUUAGUCACUGAGGCACAGGGCCGUUGGUACCUCUUCCACCAGAGAAGUGUGUUGGGAUGUCAUUGAGAACUGUGUCUUCUUGAGGUUCCUGGGACUUAGUUUUACAACUAAGAGUUUUUUGUUUCUUUUUUUCUUUUCCUUUUUGAGGGUCAUGGAUGUUGAACUCUGGGCCUCAUGCACGCUGGGCUGCCGUCCUAGCACUGAGCUGCAUCUUCGCGUAAGCAGCUUUUAAAGAAAGAAAUGCAAUCCCGAAAUGGGGUUGUGAAGGGACACUGUGAUUGCAGCCGAGUUACUUGCUCAGGCUGAUUGACUCUCUGGGCUCCUAGGAUAGUCUUUUGAUUUCAUGUGAAGAUCUGGUCACUGCUGGUUGGUUUAACAACUGUAAAAUGGCCUGUGAGAGAUGCAGAUGGGCGGGCUGUAGAGCAGUCUGGUGCAUGCAGAGUGCUGCACCAGGCCAGAGCAUGCUGGAGUGAGGAGCAGCAUGGUCUGCCUGCAGUCCAGCAGGGACAGAGUGGGCAUGGUGAUGCAGGAGCAAGAGGACCAUGACAGACGGGACGAGCCGUGCAGGGUGGAUGUGUGGGAACUGCAGGCAGCGACAGCUUGGCCUCAGAGAUGAGCGAGACAGAGUCAACAGUACCAUCCAGGUAGAGAAGACCUAAGCCUUACAGACUUCCGUGAAUUCUGAGGAAAACACAAAGCCAAAAUUUUGCUCUUUUUUUUUCUUCUUCAAAAUGCUUAAUGGCACCCUUUACAAAUAAGACGGCAACAGCCAGCACCUAAGCACUUUACUAAAAUGGAGAUUUAGCAAUGGUAUUUUAAGAGUUAGUGCCAACAAUGAGUCCCUCUUCACUGUUGCCCAUCCCAUUUUUUAGAAUGAACUCACUUUGCUACUAGCACUUACCUACCUCCAAGAUAUUUUAGGGGGUCAGAACCCUUCACACAGAAGUGUGCCAAGCGCUGUGAGGCGUACGCUGCAUCUCCCUGCCUCUCUAGCCCACUCUUCCCUAUCUGAAUGCUGGCCUUCAGACGCAGACUCUGUGUUUUUCAGUCUGUUCUGGUUUAUUCUAGGUGUCCAUGGAAACGUUCCCUCUCAGGGUCUUUCGAUCACCCAUCCCCUUUGCUCCAUCAGCAUCCCCAGCUGUCCCAGUGUUACAUGGUGAUUGUGCAGCACACGGGAUGCCUGAGCUGACUUCACUCCCCACCCCCUACAGCUGAAGGGCCUGAGCGGUUUUGGUGCUUGGGUCACAUGCAGCUAUCUCUGCAGCUUUACACAGUUGAUACAUUGUUAAAGACAUACUUUUAUUAUUUUCAGUUAUGUUCGUGUAUGUAUCUGUACUAUGUGGGUGUGUGCACACCGGUAUAGAUGUCAAUAGAGGCCAAAGACAUUUGAUCCUCCUGGAGCUGGAAUUAGAGGCAGUUGUGAAACCAAACUCAAUCCUCUGUAAGAGCAGAAAACGCUUGUAACUUCUGAGCCUUCUCGGCCCUAGGAGUCUGCAUUUUGUUGUAGAUAUAAAACUUCUCAAUGCCUUUGCUUCCUAGGGUUAUUCUUGAUAGAGGAGGAGGAAGUGUCCUAACAAGAAAGCCAAAGGCUGUGGUUGUCUCUCCUUCCGCUCUGAUAAGAAUGAAUGACUUUAAGACGGAGUGUCUGUCAGUUGGAGAAAACUUGGUUACAAUCUGGUAGCGACAAACCACUGUGCUGCCUUGUGACAAAGAAGUAACUGGUUUUGCUUCUUCUGGUUCUUAGAGGCUUUUGAGUUUGUUUUUUUUUUUUUUGUCACUACAUAUAUUUAUUAAGGAAAUUAUAUGGGUUACUGCAAAAACACAGUACAAAAGAUUGAAGUUUGACCCUUUUCUGCUCAGGACGUCCCUCUACUCCGAAGCUUCAUCUUGUCCUGGCCUCUCUGAAUGCGUUACCACGGUUAGUGUUUCUCCUCCUUCUGAUCUUCCUUCUGUUCCCCAGUACCAGAACUUCCAGAAUCUUCCUCUUCAGAUGCCAUCUUUUUAUAUGCCAUUUCAAAGAGUUUCAAUGAUGCCUGCUGAAGUGAAGAUGCUGCCUGUCUAUGUUUUCUCCCGUCUCACUGUCCUUCUGAGCAAGGAGUUCUCUCAUUUUGGAAAUCUCUUUCUUUAGCUUGUUGCACUCAUUAGCAGGUAACUGGUCCUUGAACUCUUCUGUCUUGGUUUCUGUGUCAUGAAUAAUUUCUUCAGCCAUAUUCAACGGCUUCAACAUGUUCCUUUUUUUUCAGUCUUGCUCAGCAUACUUCUCUGCAUUUUUAACCGUAUUUUCAAUGUCAUGUUUGCUUAGUCCACCAGAAGACUGGACCACAAUCUGUUGUUCACGACCCGUUCCUUUUUCUUUGGCAGAAACGUGUACAAUACCAUUGGCAUCAGUGUCAAAUGUAACUUCAAUUUGUGGGACUCCCUGAGGGGCUGGUGAUUUUAUAGUUAAUGCAACUGGGAAUUCUAAAAUUUUCAUUCUUAGACUCACUAAAUUAAAUCAGACUCAUGAAAAUAAAAUCCCUGAACUUA
Molecule: messenger RNA, 3740 nt
Organism: Alexandromys fortis (reed vole)
Lineage: Eukaryota; Metazoa; Chordata; Mammalia; Rodentia; Cricetidae
Gene: Nhlrc3
Product: NHL repeat containing 3
Exons: 7
Coding region: 116-1159 (347 amino acids)
Cellular component (GO): extracellular region
Molecular function (GO): protein binding
Source: RefSeq, a predicted model, not a curated record